Molecule: messenger RNA, 1374 nt
Organism: Pipistrellus nathusii (Nathusius's pipistrelle)
Lineage: Eukaryota; Metazoa; Chordata; Mammalia; Chiroptera; Vespertilionidae
Source: the annotation of a GenBank genome assembly
AUGACGAUGCUCCUGGACGGAGGCCCGCAGUUCCCCGGGCUGGGAGUGGGCAGCUUCGGCGCGCCGCGCCACCACGAGAUGCCCAGCCGCGAGCCGGCGAGCAUGGGGCUGAGUCCCUUCGGGGACUCUCCCCACGCCGCCGCCGCGGCCGCUGCCGCUGCCUUCAAGCUGAGCCCCGCCGCAGCUCACGAUCUAUCUUCUGGCCAGAGUUCUGCAUUCAUGCCACAGGGUUCGGGUUACGCCAACGCCCUGGGCCAUCACCAUCACCACCACCACCACCACCAUCACCACACCGGCCAGGUGCCCAGCUACGGCGGUACCGCCUCCGCCGCCUUCAAUUCCACGCGGGACUUUCUGUUCCGCCAGCGCAGCUCCGGGCUCGGCGAGGCUGCCCCAGGUGGCGGGCAGCACGCGCUCUUCGCUGGCUCGGCGAGUGGUCUGCACGCUCCACCUGGCAUCCCCGAACCGCCAAGUUACCUGCUCUUUCCCGGGCUGCAUGAGCAGACCCCUGGGCACCCGUCGCCUACCGGGCACAUGGACAACAAUCAAGUGCACCUGGGGCUGCGCGGGGAGCUGUUUGGCCGUGCGGACCCGUACCGCACGGUAGCCAGCCCGCGCACGGACCCCUACACGGCCGGCGCGCAGUUCCCCAACUACAGCCCCAUGAACAUGAACAUGGGCGUGAACGUGGCGGCCCACCACGGGCCUGGCGCCUUCUUCCGUUAUAUGCGGCAGCCCAUCAAACAGGAGCUGUCGUGCAAGUGGGUGGACGAAGCUCAGCUAAACCGGCCCAAGAAGAGCUGCGACCGGACCUUCAGCACCAUGCACGAGCUGGUGACACAUGUCACCAUGGAGCAUGUGGGGGGCCCGGAGCAGAACAACCAUGUCUGCUACUGGGAGGAGUGUCCCCGCGAGGGCAAGUCCUUCAAGGCGAAGUACAAACUCGUCAACCACAUCCGAGUGCACACGGGCGAGAAGCCCUUCCCAUGCCCCUUCCCGGGCUGCGGGAAAAUCUUUGCCCGCUCCGAGAACCUCAAGAUCCACAAGAGGACCCAUACAGGUGAGAAACCUUUCAAAUGUGAAUUCGAAGGAUGUGACAGGCGCUUUGCCAACAGCAGCGACCGCAAGAAGCACAUGCACGUGCACACCUCGGACAAGCCCUAUAUCUGCAAAGUGUGCGACAAGUCCUACACGCACCCUAGCUCCCUGCGAAAGCACAUGAAGUGUUGUCCUGCAUGGUAUCCGGGACAGUCUCUAAUUCCUGAUGAAGAACUUGAUACUGAUGUUGGCAUGCAGCAGCCAGCCCUCCAUAACACUACCUAUGCUAAAUGCAGGGUUAAUGCCGAAGCUACUGUGCAAGAAAUGAUUUACUGA